This is a messenger RNA of Balaenoptera acutorostrata (minke whale), 1482 nucleotides long. RefSeq names its product homeobox protein Mohawk-like. The transcript has 4 exons. Gene Ontology annotation, cellular component: nucleus. Gene Ontology annotation, biological process: regulation of transcription by RNA polymerase II; cell development; muscle organ development. NCBI's taxonomy places the organism in Eukaryota, Metazoa, Chordata, Mammalia, Artiodactyla, Balaenopteridae. The record is from RefSeq and is a predicted model, not a curated record. Gene Ontology annotation, molecular function: DNA-binding transcription factor activity, RNA polymerase II-specific; RNA polymerase II cis-regulatory region sequence-specific DNA binding. Bases 1 to 1482 code for a protein of 493 amino acids.
AUGAUUCAGAGCGCGAGCGCCUCAGUCUGCCAAGGCGGCCUGGCUCGGCCCGGGGCCUCCCAGGGGACAGCCGACGACGCGUGCCUGGCCUGCUCGUCUGCCCGGCCAGAACGGCCACAGAAGCAAGGAAGCAGAGAAAUGGGCUGUCAGACAGCCAGCCCCGCUGGCCACAGAAUCCAGCAGCUGAAAGCUGUUUUAGAAAGAGCAGUCGGCAGCAGUUGGCAGUGUGAAAUCAGCGCCUUCCUGGACCCAAGAACACAAGCACAAGGGCUGGCGGUGUCUCAGGCUGUAAGAGCGACUCUCCAAGCCUCCAUCCAGGACAUCGUCACGAGUCUUCCUUCCUCUUCACGCACACAGUUUCUCCUGCAGCCUCGGGUGUCUGGGGACUUUAUUACAUGUGACCAGAACUACACAGUGGAGGGACCUCCCCAAGCCACAGUGUGGAGUGAAUCCGGAACCCGAGCCCUGCGGAGCUCCCGGCGGCCCGGCCCCAAGGCGCUGCGGCCGCGCCGCGCAGGCGCGUGGCCCUGCCUGCGCGCCAUUAACACCGUCGUCUUCAACAAGCUCAGCGGCGCUCUGCUUUUUGAGGACCGCGGGGCUCCGGAGCGGGAGCGGGGCGGCAGGCCCUACGGCGGUGUCCUGGACAGUACGCACGCUCGCCCCGAGGUUGGCGUUACGGACGGCGCGCCCCUCAAGGACAACCUGGGCCUGAGACACCGGAGGACCGGGGCCCGGCAGAAUGGCGGGAAGGUGAGGCACAAGCGGCAGGCCCUGCGGGACAUGGCGUGGCCCCUCAAGCAGUGGCUGUACAAGCACCGCGACAGUCCGUACCCCACCAAGACGGAGAAGAUUCUCCUGGCGCUCGGCUCGCAGAUGACGCUAGUGCAGGUGUCAAAUUGGUUUGCUAAUGCAAGACGUCGGCUUAAGAAUACUGUUCGACAGCCGGAUUUAAGCUGGGCCUUAAGAAUAAAGUUGUACAAUAAGUAUGUUCAAGGAAGCGCUGAGCGGCUGAGUGUAAGCAGUGAUGACUCAUGUUCUGAAGAUGGAGAAAAUCCUCCACGAAACCACAUGAAUGAAGAAGGCUAUAAUAAUCCAGUUCACCAUCCUGUGAUUAAAAGUGAGAGCUCAGUCAUAAAAGCUGGAGUGAGGCCAGAGUCACGGGCCAAUGAGGACUACGUAUCGCCCGCAAAAUACAAGAGCAGCUUGUUGAAUUGUUACCUUAACAACUCUUUGAGACACGUCAUGGUCACAAAUGCUGCCAUGAUGGGAAAGACAAGGCAGAGAAACCAUUCAGGAUCUUUUAGUUCCAGAGAAUUUGAGGAGGAAUUGGUAUCUCCCUCAUUGUCAGAAACCGAAGGCAAUUUCGUCUAUCGCACAGUCAUUGUGCAUCUGUCUCUGCCAACCACAGGCCCUUUGCGCUUCCUGCUCCCCCAGCAUGGAACACCCUUUCCGUGGCUCUGUAAUUUGCUGCUCAUCCUUUAG